Molecule: messenger RNA, 839 nt
Organism: Hyaena hyaena (striped hyena)
Lineage: Eukaryota; Metazoa; Chordata; Mammalia; Carnivora; Hyaenidae
Gene: CCDC107
Product: coiled-coil domain containing 107
Exons: 6
Coding region: 65-811 (248 amino acids)
Source: RefSeq, a predicted model, not a curated record
UACGCAAGCGCACUGGGGUUCUCGGACGCUGGCGCCGCCUGGGGCCGUCACUCAGUGGUCCGCCAUGGAGGAUUCUGUUUCACGUGUGGGUGUGUUGGGGUUGCUUCUUGUGUCUGCACUGCCCGGGGUCCUCGGAGACCGCCCCAGCCCCGACCUCCGGGCACACCCAGGGGACCCCCUUCAGGUCGGCCCUGAGGCCGCGGAACCCCGGCGACGGCCUCCGCCCAAGGACCAGCGCGAGCGGGCCCGGGCCGGGGCUCUGCCUUUGGGGGCGCUGUACACCGCAGCUGUCGUGGCUUUUGUGCUGUACAAGUGUUUGCAGCAGGGAAAAGAUGACACUGCUGUUCUCCAAGAUGAGGCAGGCAAGAAAGAAUCCCUGCAUUCAGAACAACAGCUGGCCCAGUUGACACAACAGCUGGCCCAGACAGAGCAACACCUGAACAAUCUGAUGGCCCAGCUGGACCCUCUUUUUGAGCGUGUGACUACCCUGGCUGGAGCCCAGCAAGAGCUUCUAAACAUGAAGCUUCAGACCAUCCACCAGCUGCUACAAGAGAGCAAGCCAAACCAGGGUGUGGAGGUUCCAGAACCAGAGGCCAGCAUACCAUUUCCUGAGGACUUAUGUAUAGAGGAGGAGGAGGAGGAGGCUGGUGACAGUCAGGCCUGGGAGGAGCCCUUGAACUGGAGCACAGAGACAAGGAACUUAGCUACUCCCUGGGAAGUGGAGCAGGGGCUAAGGAGAAGAUGCAGCAAGGCUGUGGGAGGGGCCGCAGUCCCAGCCCCCGCCUGGGAGGAACGACAGCUGAAGGUUUAGUAAAACAAAGUCUGUUCUUGUGACUGGA